This is a messenger RNA of Ostrea edulis (European flat oyster), 5135 nucleotides long. Its product is annotated as zinc finger protein 664-like. The transcript is spliced from 2 exons. The coding region runs from base 306 to 1712 and encodes 468 amino acids. The record is from RefSeq and is a predicted model, not a curated record. NCBI's taxonomy places the organism in Eukaryota, Metazoa, Mollusca, Bivalvia, Ostreida, Ostreidae.
GUGAUGCUAUGGUCGUUUUACAUGCUGUCUAUAUGUUGUUAUGGCCUGAAUGAGAAAGAAAUAAUAACUAAAGGAAAGUAUACGCCCUUCGUACAAGUAUAUUUUACUUAAUUCCAUCGGGUUCGGAGUCCUCAUUUAUCAUAACCCUUGGAAAGAGACAAAGCCAUUUGUCGAUUUGAUUUCAACUUGCUGUCAACAUGUCAACCUGUUAGUGUAGAACAGUGUAGUUUGGAUUGGAGAUGUAGCUUAGUCCUGAUAGUGGACAGAGCUUCUACACUUGUGUGAAGACAUUGAAUUAAGUCAGAAUGGACACGGUGACCAGCACAGUGGAUACGGUGACCAGCACAGUGGGUCACGUCCACUUGAUGAGUAAGUGUGGCUCCUGCAGGAAACUGUUUCACAGAGACGAAAUCAUCGACUCUAUCAAUGGAUCAAACAGAUCCUAUCAGUGCGCCACCUGUGGUGAAAUGUUCGAAAGACGGCAGGUUUUGGAGACUCACGUGGCUGGACAUCCUCUUGAUAAGACGCUGCUAUGUGAUGUCUGUAAGAAAGUGGACCAGAUUUGUAAGUCUGUGAGUGAGGAUCUUGUGUAUAUGAUGGGGCAGAAAGGUGCGGAGGCCGCGGGGGCAGUGGGUGUUUCUGAGGGCGGGCCGACUUCUGCAGCCGACCACGACACAGAACCGCGACAGAGGUUCAAAGCGUGUGGCAUAUGUGGGGAAUGGUUUAGUGAUGCCAAGGAUUUGGAAAGUCAUUUGAUGAUACACAAAAUCAAGGAAUCUUAUAAUCGUAAAGUCAAACUAUCAGAAAAAGGAACGGAUGAAAAGUCCCACACAUGUGAUGUUUGUGGUAAAGAUUUUCAACAUUUAUCUCGUCUCAAAAUUCACAGGAAGACGCACACUGGUGAAAAACGUUAUAAAUGUGAAGUAUGCGAGAAAGGAUUUUACUUUCAAUCCCACAUGCGAACCCACAUGCGGACACAUGAAGGGGAUAAGCGAUUUCACUGUGAAAUUUGCGGGAAAACGUUUUAUUUCUUGUCGCACAUGCAGACACACUUCCGAACUCACACUGGCGAUAAGCCGUACGAGUGUGACCUCUGUGGGAAGUCGUUCAGCCUGCAGUGUAACUUACAGAGACACAAAAGGACGCACACAGGCGAUAGACGGCAUAAAUGUGGCAUCUGUAGCAAGACCUUCAUCGAUCAGUCGGGAUACCAAGUCCACAAGCGCACACACACGGGAUACAGACCGUACAAGUGUGAUGUGUGUGGGAAAGAGUUUAGUCAGACGGCACAUGUGCAGCGACACAUGUUCAUCCACACGCGCGAGAAGCCGUAUUCCUGUGAACUCUGUGGGAAAAAUUUUCGCUGGACCGCCGAUUUGCAGAGACAUCAUCGCACACACACAGGAGAUAAGCCGUACAAAUGUGAUGUGUGUGAGAAGACCUUCAUACAGGCCUCAGGACUCCGAAUCCAUGCCCGGACUCACACAGGGGAAAAACCCUACACCUGUAAUCUGUGUGGGAAAGCGUUCAGUCAAGCGUCAAACUUAAAUACGCACGUACGCAAACACAAAAAUUUUGUGUGUGGUCUGUGUGAUAUGGCAUUCUCCGACCCUGAGCAGUUAAAGCUCCACAUGAAGAGUCAUACUUCUUCUGUAGAAGCUGGUCCAUCAGAAGAAAUGUACAUCAGCUAUAAGUCUGUAUCAGACACAUAGAGAAUCAGACACAUAGAGAAUCAGACACAUAGAGAAUCAGACACAUAGAGAAUCAGACACAUAGAGAAUCAGACACAUAGAGAUAGAAUCAGACACAUAGAGAUAGAAUCAGACACAUAGAGGUAGAAUCAGACACAUAGAGAAUCAGGCACAUAGAGAAUCAGACACAUAGAGAAUCAGACAAAUAGAGAAUCAGACACAUAGAGAAUCAGACACAUAGAGAAUCAGACACAUAGAGAUAGAAUCAGACACAUAGAGACAGAAUUAAACACAUAGAGACAGAGUCACAGGGCCCGCUUCAUUUGUCUACACCGACCACAAAGUGUACACCAUUCCAUAAUCAAGUGCAAAGGUGUACACUUUCUGGUAGACACUUUUUGGUGUACACCUUCUACACCCUGCACAGGGCAUGUGUUGUUAAUUGUACCCAAAAAUUUAAUGUAUCUGGCUGACAAAUGGUCAGACUGAAAAUUUGCAGGUGUUUUUUCCCCAUAUUUUUGUUAGUUGUGAAGUAUAUAAGAGAAUUAUUGCAGUAUAUUGUAUGUAGUCAUUUACAAGAGUUUAAUACAUUUUUGUAAAAAAAAAAAAAAAUAAUUUAGUAAUCAUUGUAUAUUUUCUAAGUUAUUUGCAUUAAAAUUGUUAAUUCUCCAAUGAGGAUCUCCUCAGCUGCUGAAGGUCCAUAUUGAAUACACUACACUGAAUUGCUUUUGAUUAUAAGGUGUAAUCCAACUACAAGGGGUGUACAAAGCAAGCAUGCCCAACGAUUUUUGUGCGGGAAUAUAUCUAGUGUAUUUGUAUAUAUUUUUUUUUACAGAGUUUUAAACUCUGAUGCUACAUGCAGGAGAUUUUUAGGUUCUUACCAAUCUACACAUUGUCACUUCCUGUUGGUAUCUACACAUUGUCACUUCCUGUUGGUAUCUACACAUUGUCACUUCCUGUUGGUAUACACAUUGUCACUUCCUGUUGGUAUACAAAUUGUCACUUCCUGUUGGUAUCUACACAUUGUCACUUCCUGUUGGUAUCUACACAUUAUCACUUCCUGUUGGUAUACACAUUGUCACUUCCUGUUGGUAUCUACACAUUGUCACUUCCUGUUGGUAUCUUUAGACCAGCAGUCUAAAAAUAAAAAAUAAAAAUUUAAAAUUUGUAAAACAUUUUAAAUUGCUUAAAUUGAGACAACUUUCAUUGUUUGUUUUGGAGUUUUGUUGAACAUUGUGGGUUUUUUUUUUAUUAUUUGUUUUGCAGAGCAUGCCUAUUUUUUUUUUAUAUUAUUGUUAUAUAUAUUUUUUUAUGUCUAAUCUGAACAUGUUUGGUAUCAGAGAAAAAUUUGGCCUUGAGCAAUAUCAAGUCGGAUACUUUUUUGAUUAAUAUGAUUCAAAGUUGAAUUACAAAGAUUUGAUUGACACAGUUUUUCAAUAUACCACCAGGUUAGCUAGAUUUCAUUGUGGCUGUACUGUAUAUAGACCUGUAAUUAGCUUUAUUUGUAGCAUAACAGAUAUAUAUUCAUAUAUAGAUAUAUAUACAUACAGUAAAACUCGUUUAUAGUGAACCUCUAGUGCCAGCUAAAAACUUUUCAUUCUAACCAAAUUCCAUUAUACCCAAUAAGAUUUUCACUAGUUUCCUCUUAUCAUGCUCAUAGGGGAAUAAAUAUCACUUCGCAAUAAGCAUAGAUUCGUUAUAUAAGUGUGUUCGAUAUAAGCAUAGUUUACUGUAUAUAUAACCCAGAAAUAAAUAUAGAAAAAAUCUACACAAGUCUUAGUACAUGGACAUUGUAAUAGAACUAUCACAAAAGCCUAAGGCCAAGUAAAAUUAAUUAGUAGAUUAUCAUUCCCGCCCGCCCCUCGAAAAUCGCCCCGCCCCGAUUUUUUUUAUUUUUCAAAAUUACAAUUUCCGGAUAUUUUUAUGUCCGGUCCGGUAUCGUAAUCGUACUUUGUUUCACUUUGCCUUUUAGAAACCCAAAUACACAUGUAGUUAUGAUUUAUAAAGCCUUUUCUCAAUGAGAGAAGGCAUUUUCGAGGUCAAGAAUACCAUGGCGAAAAAUAAAAAAUAAAAUCCUCCCACCCGCCCCAUUUUUUUGUGAAGUUUGAAUGAUAAUCUACUAAUUAAUUUUACUUGGCCUAAUAUAUAGUAUAUCAGCUUUGUGAUACAUAUUCACACAUACAUAUGUAUAAUCUAUCAGCUUUGUGAUACAUAUUCACACAUACAUAUGUAUAAUCUAUCAGCUUUGUGAUACAUAUACACACAUACAUAUGUAUAAUCUAUCAGUUUUGUGAUACAUAUUCACACAUACAUAUGUAUAAUCUAUCAGUUUUGUGAUACAUAUUCACACAUACAUAUGUAUAAUCUAUCAGUUUUGUGAUACAUAUUCACACAUACAUAUAUGGAGAUGCUGUAUAAUGGUCCUAUUAGCUCACCAAAGCUUUUCUGAUCAAAAGUUAGUUGUUAUUUAAUUUUGUUUUAAGACUUUUUUUUUAUAUAUACAGAUUAGAGAUAAUUUUGUUUUUAUUAAGACUUUUAUUUUUAGAGAUAAUUGCAGUGUAGUGAAAAUAUGAUGUAGUCUUAUGAAAAUCUUUUUCUUCAGAACAACUCUCCAUUUUCAACCAAACACGCUGCAAUGACUCCUUUGGUAUGGUCUUCAAAUGAAGGGUUAUGGUUAUGUCCCAAUCUAAGGGGAGAUAAGUAAGAAAUUUAGUAAUGAAAGGCAGGGCUACUUAUAAGUCCUCUCAAGAAUUCCUUAUACAGAAAAAAACCCUCCAGGUAUGUUCCUUGUAUAUAGGAGAUUCACCUUUAUCACACACUGACCUACAAGGCAAUGCUGGGGCCUCAACGGGCAAAUUUUACAUAUGUUCAUUAAUGUGCGCUAUAAAUGGUGUAUAGGGGCCACAUAUUUUGAAAAGGGGUUUAAGUUUUACAUAUAUCCAUUAUCAUGGUCUAUAAAUGCUGUUUAGGGGCCAUAGAAAGGAUUUAGAGUAGUACAAAUAUUCAUUAUUGUGGUCUAUAAAUGCUGUUUAGUUUAGGGGCCACAGAAAGGGUUCUAAGUUUUACAUAUAUUCAUUAUUGAGGUCUAUAAAUUCUAUUAUUAGAUUUUAAAUUGCUUACCAGAAAAUGUUGUUGCUGUAUUUUUCGGUGAUGUGAAAGAGUUAAAAGUACAUUUGCAAAUAUUUUUAAUUAGGCCAGUGGUCACAAAUGUGUUAAAGAUUUUUAUGUAUUUACUUAGACCAGUGGUCAGAGACUGUGUAAAAACAAUAAAGUCUUUUAUAUACACUGGUCAGACUGGUCAGAGACUGUGUACAAACAUUAAAGAUUUUUAUGUAUUUACUUAGACCAGUGGUCAGAGACUGUGUAAAAACAAUAAAGAUUUUUAUGUAUUUACUUAGACCAGUGGUCAGAGACUGUAAAAACAAUAAAGAUUUUUAUAUAUUU